Dermacentor silvarum is the source of this 415-nucleotide messenger RNA. RefSeq lists its product as uncharacterized. The record is from RefSeq and is a predicted model, not a curated record. NCBI's taxonomy places the organism in Eukaryota, Metazoa, Arthropoda, Arachnida, Ixodida, Ixodidae. The transcript has 5 exons. Bases 68 to 415 code for a protein of 115 amino acids.
CAGUGCAUGCUACCGUUCUACCAAGAAAAUUUGAGUUUUCAGAAAUUUCGCCUGCGAAGUUAGAACUAUGAUUUCAUUUGCUUAUGUGGCCCUGCUCUUUGGCACUCUCGCUGAUGCUAUCAGCCCAGCCUGGUAUUCGAUGCCUGCUUAUGGCAAUUAUUACAACCUCGCCGCUUCUACCCCUACACCGAAGUCAAGCUGUUAUUAUUUUUACUAUACCUCGUGGAAUAGUUGGCCAUACAAACUUCAUCCAGAAGGAACACCUUGCUGGUUACGGGGGACGUACGGCGAGGUGGGUUAUUGUAGCAAAGGAACGUGCUAUGCGAAUAUGACUUCAAAUGUGAACACUUGCAACAACGCGUAUGAGGGUGUAAGUACCAUAUCUCAUUUCUUGUACACAACGCGACGAAAGUGA